Acanthosepion pharaonis is the source of this 1809-nucleotide messenger RNA. Lineage: Eukaryota; Metazoa; Mollusca; Cephalopoda; Sepiida; Sepiidae. The record is from the annotation of a GenBank genome assembly.
AUGGAGACUCUGUUAGAACAGCAACGUCGGUAUCAUGAAGAAAGAGAAAGGUUGAUGGAUGCGAUGGUUAAGGAGAUGCUCCUACCAAAAAAAACGCCCCGAGAACAAAUCAAUUCAGAUCAGCGAUUGAAGCUCCUGCUUGAUCGUUCUGUUGAAUGUACAAAUGAAUUGAAGGAUUUGUAUGAAGAUAAAGAUGGGUUAAGAAAGGAAGAAGUAGCUGCUCUUUCUGGGCCAAAUGAAUUUGUGGAAUUUUAUGCUCGACUCAAAACAAUAAAAGACUUUCACAGAAAACAUCCUGGAGAGAUCAAUGUGCCUAUGUCUGUAGAGUUUGAAGAGCUGGCAAAAUUCCGUGAAAAUCCUUCAGAAGAGACUCAGGACAUGGCGGAAUUCACAGAUGAAGAGGGCUACGGCAAAUAUUUGGAUCUUCAUGAAUGCUAUGAGAAGUUCAUAAAUUUGAAGGGAAUAGAUAAAAUAGACUACAUAUCUUACCUGUCAACAUUUGACCAGUUUUUUGAUAUUCCUAAAGAAAAGAAAGGGGCAGCCUAUAGAGAUUAUUUGCUGUGCCUGUUAGAAUAUGUGGAAUCUUACACCUAUAAAGUGAAGCCUCUUUUUGAUGUCAGUGAGGAAAUGGAAAAUGUCAUGAAGGAUUUUGAAUGGCACUGGGGUGAAGGUACUUUCCCUGGCUGGCCAAAAGAAACAACUGGUGCUCUGACCCAUGCAGGUGCUCAUUUAGAUCUGUCUGCUUUCUCCUCGUGGGAGGUAAGUUUUUCUUUUCUUUUCUUUUUUUUCAUUCUUUUCUUUUCUUUUUCUUUUUUUUUCAUUCUUUUCUUUUUCUUUUUUUUCAUUCUUUUCUUUUCUUUUUCUUUUUUUUCAUUCUUUUCUUUUCUUUUUCUUUUUUUUCAUUCUUUUCUUUUUCUUUUUUCUCUUUUUUCAUUCUUUUUCUUUUUUCUCUUUUUUCAUUCUUUUUCUUUUUUCUCUUUUUUCAUUCUUUUUCUUUUUUCUCUUUUUUCAUUCUUUUUCUUUUUCUCUUUUUUCAUUCUUUUUCUUUUUCUCAUUCUUUUUUCUUUUUUCAUUCUUUUCUUUUUUUUCAUUUUCUCUUUUUUCAUUUUCUUUUUCUUUUUUUCAUUCUUUUUUCUUUUUUCAUUUUCUUUUUUUCAUUCUUUACUUUUUCUCUUUUUUCAUUCUUUUCUUUUUCUCUUUUUCAUUCUUUUUUCUUUUUCAUUCUUUUUUUCAUUCUUUUCUUUUUUCUUUUUUCAUUCUUUUUCUUUUUCAUUCUUUUUUCAUUCUUUUCUUUUUUCUCUUUUUUCAUUUACUUUUUUCUUUUUCAUUUUCUUUUUUCUCUUUUCAUUCUUUUCUUUUUUCAUUCUUUUCAUUCUUUUUUUCAUUCUUUUCUUUUUCAUUCUUUUCUUUUUUCAUUCUUUUUUCUUUUUCAUUUUUCUUUUUUCAUUUUCUUUUUUUUUCAUUUUCUUUUUUCUCUUUUCAUUCUUUUCAUUUUUUUUUUUUCAUUCUUUUUUCUUUUUCUUUUUUCAUUCUUUUUUCAUUCUUUUUUCUCUUUUUUCAUUUUCUCUUUUUUCAUUUUCUCUUUUUUCAUUUUCUCUUUUUUCAUUUUCUUUUUUUUCAUUUUCUUUUUUUUCAUUCUUUCUUUUCUUUUUUCUAUUUUCUUGUCUUUUUCUCUUUUUUUCAUUCUUUUCUUUUUUCUCUUUUUUCAUUCUUUUCUUUUUCUUUUCUCCAUUUCUCUUUUUCUUGUUGAAAAACCAUUUAAUAUCUAUGAAGACACUUCUUAUCACAUUGUGUACAAAACUUCUGUGA